AUGUUGAACUCACUAGUGUGGUUUUCAGUUUCGUUGAUGAGUUUUGCGGAGGCUCAAGGAUCGCGAUCCUAUCUACCGCCACUAGCGAAUACGGCCAUGGAGCCCAUUAUAACCAAACAGUUUUAUAGUAUUUCACCAGUCGAAGAUCCCGAGGAUUUUGAGCCAAAAACGAAGCAUUUAGUCAUCGGACAGCCACGCAGGAACUACCGAGUGAUUUUCAUACGAGCUCCGGCGGGAAACAGUGAUCAAGUGAAGUAUACGGCUGAGCUGGCGCCCCAGGAGGAGCGCACCGUGAUCUAUGUUCUGACCCGGAAGCAAACGGAACUGGAGGCCACGGACAUUGUGGCGCCCCUGGCGAAACCCCUAGCCGAACAGAAGCCAGAUGUAUUCUUCAUCAAGUAUAAGAGCAACGAUGAGGCUGCCGCGGCCCAAAGGGAAAUCCAGACGCAAUACGAUCAAUUAGGCGGAAAUACCGAAAUAUCCGAGCCCUAUGAGGCACCCGUUCAAUCAGUGAUUGGGUCCCUCAGCGGUCCUCAAAAUCCGGCAGCACCUCCUUACCAAGCCGCUUACCAAGCUGCUUACCAAUCGCCGGGCUAUCACUACGAUAGACCCACCUCCACAAUCUUAGCGCCAGUGGAACGAUCCAACUGA
Molecule: messenger RNA, 651 nt
Organism: Drosophila subpulchrella
Lineage: Eukaryota; Metazoa; Arthropoda; Insecta; Diptera; Drosophilidae
Exons: 1
Coding region: 1-651 (216 amino acids)
Source: RefSeq, a predicted model, not a curated record